This is a messenger RNA of Trichoderma citrinoviride, 1557 nucleotides long. RefSeq names its product nucleotide-binding domain-containing protein. Bases 1 to 1557 code for a protein of 518 amino acids. The record is from RefSeq and is a predicted model, not a curated record. Gene Ontology annotation, molecular function: oxidoreductase activity. The transcript is spliced from 4 exons. NCBI's taxonomy places the organism in Eukaryota, Fungi, Ascomycota, Sordariomycetes, Hypocreales, Hypocreaceae. Gene Ontology annotation, cellular component: cytoplasm.
AUGGGCGCAGUCAUAUCCCACCUUCGCAGCAUCUACAACACCGCCACGGCCCUCCUCCGCACCAUCUCCGCCCUCAACGCGCGAUACGGCGCCCUUUUGGCGCGGGUCCACGCGGGGCCGUUUACGCCUGUCGAGAAGCCGACGGAGUCGUUUUGGAUGCGGGAUCCGCCUUUUCCGGAGCUUGGGGAUGUGGUGGAGGAGGAGGAAGAAGAGGCGGAUGUUGUGGUUGUGGGAAGUGGGAUCACGGGUGUUUCUGCGGUGAAGACUAUUCUUGAACUGUCUUCAUCACCGAAGAUCAUGGUCCUGGAAGCACGACAGCUCUGCAGCGGCGCGACGGCGCGGAACGGGGGCCACAUCAAGUGCGCCCCCCACGAGGAGUUUGCUCGUCUGCGAAAGACGCUCGGCGAAGAAAAGGCGCGGAGAGUCGUGCGCCUGCAGAUGAGGCACCUGCCCGCGUUGAAGGAAGUUGGCGAGAGGAUGCCGUGGGGGGAGGUGAGAGAGGUUGAGACGGUGGAUUUGUUUCUUGAGGGGGUCGAUUUUGAGAGGGCGAGGGGGCAUGUUGAUGGGAUGAGGGAGUGGUUGCCGGAGGUGGAUGUGCAUGUCUGGGAGGCGGAGCAGGCGAGGAAGAAGUUUGGGGUUAAUCGUCAGGUCGUUGGCGCGAUAUCAUACCAAGCAGGCGCUCUGUGGCCAUAUCGUCUUGUCACGAGCCUAUGGCACGACCUCAUGACGAAGUACCCCGGCCUCACCAUUAGCACACACACACCCGUCUCAUCUAUUACCCCCAACGCCUCCCCAACGCAUCCCUACACUGUCCAUACUUCCCGCGGCAAGAUCCGGACGCGGCACGUCCUCCACGCCACGAACGCCUACACAGGCCAUCUUGUACCCUCCCUGCGAGGCUGUCUGACAGGUGUAAUUGGGCACAUGACCGCUCAGAAGCCAGGAGACGGCUUUGCCCCCGUGUGUCAGGGCAGGCGGUCGUGGUCUAUGAUGUACGGGACGGGAUUCGACUAUGUGACGCAGAGACCCGAUGGAGAGGAUGGGCAGCCGGGAGAGCUGAUGCUUGGAGGGGGAUUGUUUCGCAGCAAGGAAGAGGGGCUGGAUCAGGUUGGGGUGUGGGACGAUGGGAGGGUGGAUGCGUUUCCGCUGAUGCAUCUCAGGGGGAGCAUGGCGACGAUAUUCGAGCCGAGAUGGGGUGCUGGAGGGACACUGGAGGCUGCUUGGAGCGGGAUCAUGGGGUUCACGGGGGAUAUGCUUCCUUUUGUGGGAGGUUUGCCGCCUGGCGUUGGGAUUGGGAAGAGGAGGAAUGUGGGUGGUGUUGGGGAUGGGUUUGGGGAGUGGAUUGCUGCUGGGUUUAAUGGCGAGGGCAUGGUUUGGGCAUGGUUGAGUGGUGUUGCGGUGGGGAUUAUGGUGAUGGGGAGGGAGGGGGAUGAGUUGUAUGAGGGGGAGGGACGGCCGGGGGGGAGGUUGGGGGAGUGGUUUCCUGUGGAGGAGGUUUGUGUUGAUGGGGGGAGGAUGAGGAGGGCGAGGAUUGAGAAUUUGGCGAGUGAGAUUUGA